Molecule: messenger RNA, 2143 nt
Organism: Oreochromis aureus
Lineage: Eukaryota; Metazoa; Chordata; Actinopteri; Cichliformes; Cichlidae
Gene: maip1
Product: matrix AAA peptidase interacting protein 1
Exons: 5
Coding region: 473-1267 (264 amino acids)
Biological process (GO): protein insertion into mitochondrial inner membrane from matrix; inner mitochondrial membrane organization
Cellular component (GO): mitochondrial inner membrane
Molecular function (GO): ribosome binding
Source: RefSeq, a predicted model, not a curated record
CAAGAAGGGUUCGCCCAGAGCAGAUAUGGGGAAAGACCGUCCACUUCUUGUUAAUUCCAUUGUACAUAAGCUAGCUGCGGGUCAGCAGGAGGAGCAGCAGAGGACGCCCUCAGGCUGGUCCUUAAUAUAAAUGAUCAUAAAACAAAAAAAAGCCCAUGUUUGUUUGUUUGUUUAUUUGUUUAUUUUCACAAAUAGAGCAUCAAUAGUGUGUCUCACCCAAGAUAAAAAUGACGCUUAUGUCCGUUAGCUUUUCUUACGGGAAGCCGAUUUGCUCAUAAAACGCUAGCAUUUUGCUAAUGCGUGCUGAUUGGUCGGUUAUUCCUCAGUAGUUCCAGUUUCCAAGCGAUAACUAAAUAUUAGAAAGGUAGGUAAGCCAAAGGAAAACGUUUACCUCGUUAAACUGACAAUGUUGGUUACAAACAUUAGGUGCCUAUCUAGCCAGCGCCCCCUAUGAAACCCCGAAGUUCAAAGAAUGGCAGUUCUUCACUUUAUCAGACGCUCUCUGACUUCAGCAAACCUACAGAAAAAGAUGGCGCUGCCCAUGUUAAGAGGUUGUUUCAGGUUGCAGUCAACAUUUACCUUCAAUCGUCUGUUUUUCAAAGAGCGACUCGUCCUGAACCGGCUCGGUAACAGGCGACUACCUCCCUGUUCUCCCGCCGCUGUCGCAGCAGCGGUCCGUCGCUAUAGCUCGGACCGGGGAGAGCAGAAGCACCAGAAGGUGGUGGUGGUCGGCAUCCCGAACCCCUUCAUCUGGUUCCGCACCCGGAUUUACUACUUCCUCAUCAGGACGUACUUCGACAAAGAGUUCAGUAUAGAGGAGUUCACGGAGGGGGCGAAGCAGGCCUUCUCUCAUGUUUCCAGGCUGCUGUCACAGUGCCAAUUUGAAGCCUUGGAGGGCCUCGUAGCUAAAGACCUGAUUGGGAAGCUGGAAGAAAAGUGCAACCUGCUGCCUUCCGACUAUAAGAAAGCACUGUCUGCAGAGCCCGAUGAGAUCAUGUACACAACCCCUGGGGAUGUGGGAAUCUUCUACGAUGACAAUGGUAGGAAGUUUGUCAGCAUCCUGAUGCGUUUCUGGUAUCUAACGAGCGCGCGCCUUCCCGAAGACUCCAUGGAGGGAACUCGUAUCUUCCAGGUGGCCAUUGGAGAAGGAGAACCAGAGACUAAGAGACUUCUUACUGCAAUUUAUGAAUUCCAGAGGGAGUUUACUAAAGGAGUUCCUCCAGACUGGACCAUCACCAGGAUAGAGCACUCCAAGCUUUUGGACUGAGGUGGUGUUGAAAGGAAAAUAGUCACAGCUCAAGAUUAUCCACAAGGGGGGAGUGAGACUCAGCUCCUCAACAAAAAGGACUAAGUUGGAUUUAUCCACAAUUUACUUAAGCAAAGACACAGGAGCCAAUCACAGCCGCUCUACUAAAUACCACCUUGAACUCCUGAUUUAUUUCCUCGCUCUUUCAUGACAUAGAAAUUAGAGAUUCAAGCCUGAUUAGGCUUGUAACCCCUGCUCUCAAAAGUCGAACACUUUCAGGAAGAAAGUGUUAUCUUCCAGUUAACAGUCAUGUGAUCCCAGAUGUGUGGGGUCUUCAGACAGAUUAACAGCGACCAGCUGAUUUGAAAUGAACACAUUGUGAUGGUGCUGAUGCGAUAAAUGUCUCCCAGCUCAAUCUGACCUGAGUCUGACGAAGUGACUGAAACCACUGAGAUUUUUUAAAUCUUUUUUCAGUCUUAGAUCUGCUGCUGUGUAUUCUCAUUUUAAAAGCUGAACACAUUAUGAGAUUAAACACUUCAUGUGAAAUCGUUCCUGAGGGAAAACACUCACUGUUUUUCAGAGAAGACCGACCGACAUCUGCUUCUGUAACUGUGGAGCUGCGAUCAGGAUGUACGUUGCGUUUUUUUGUUUUUUGUCUCUGAUUUAUUUCCUGACCCGUUGCCUUCUGGAGUUUUUGGAGUAUGUACCUGCUGUACAUGUGUCUCUGAUGGUUAAGGCAGCUUCACGAAGCUCCAGCAGACUCUUCGGUUUUAUUAAAGAUUUAAGGAAUGAAGUGUGUGCUGCUCCUGUGCAGUUUAUGACACGUUUGUUGUUAUAUAUGAUGACAGCGUGUUUGUGGAUGUUCUAAGUUUAAAAAAAAUAAAUAAAACUAUUGGA